This is a messenger RNA of Schizosaccharomyces osmophilus, 507 nucleotides long. Its product is annotated as But2 family protein. Bases 1 to 507 code for a protein of 168 amino acids. The record is from RefSeq and is a predicted model, not a curated record. Lineage: Eukaryota; Fungi; Ascomycota; Schizosaccharomycetes; Schizosaccharomycetales; Schizosaccharomycetaceae. The transcript has a single exon.
AUGAAGUUUUCCCUAUCUGCUGCCCUCUUGGUUUCUGUUCUUAGUGCCACCAGUGUCUUUGGUUCUCCAGUGCCCACUACUACUAAGCAUGAGUUGUCGUUUAAGAAAAAAUUCGGCAUCAUGAGUCUUCACUCUGGUAAUUUCAAUGUCCACCUUCAUCCUUUCUUUGUUGGCAAGUCAGGACAUGUUUAUUUGACUCCAUAUGAUCAAGCUGAUCAAGUAAAUGAGUUUUACCUGAAAGACACUCAAUUAUUUCACAAAAAUGAGACUGCUUUCCUCGAGAAGGAUGGAGCUCUAGUCUUUAAGUUUAAUUCCUCUGGUAACUCUCCUUUGACCGGUUUUAAAACUAAGCAAAUUACCGGCAUCGGCUACGAAUUCCGAUUCAACAACGCUUUCCCAGUCGCAUGCCAUGUUCCCAACACCGAUGAAGUUUAUCAAAUCUACUAUGGCAAAGGGAAUAACACUAACGACUGCGUUGGUGUUGCUACCGAGCUUAUUAUUCCUUAA